Molecule: messenger RNA, 1472 nt
Organism: Olea europaea var. sylvestris
Lineage: Eukaryota; Viridiplantae; Streptophyta; Magnoliopsida; Lamiales; Oleaceae
Product: 8-hydroxygeraniol dehydrogenase-like
Exons: 7
Coding region: 103-1185 (360 amino acids)
Biological process (GO): lignin biosynthetic process
Molecular function (GO): cinnamyl-alcohol dehydrogenase activity; zinc ion binding
Source: RefSeq, a predicted model, not a curated record
GGGUCAAACUUUCAAACUAGCAGAGUCCCUUCUGCGCAUUUUUCUCCUUUCAACUUCUCCAGAAGUUUGCUCAAAUAUUCACACAGCAGAAAAGCUAAAGAAAUGGCAAAAUCACCAGAAACAGAGCACCCCGUGAAAGCUUUUGGAUGGGCUGCCAGAGACCCAUCUGCGCAUUUUUCUCCUUUCAAAUUCUCCAGAAGGGCCACAGGUGAGCGCGAUGUGCAGAUUAAGGUUCUAUAUUGUGGGAUCUGUCAUUCGGAUCUUCAUAUGGCCAAGAAUGAAUGGGGCCUAACUCAGUUUCCUGUUGUUCCAGGGCACGAGAUCACGGGCAUAGUAACAGAGGUUGGUAGCAAGGUGGAGAAAUUCAAGGUCGGAGACAAAGUCGGAGUUGGAUGCAUGGUUGGAUCAUGUCGUGAGUGUGACCAAUGUGCCAACGAUCUUGAGAAUUACUGUUCAAAAUAUAUACUCACCUACAGUUCCCGUUACACUGAUGGAACGGUUACAUAUGGAGGUUACUCUGACAAAAUUGUUGCUGACGAGCACUUUGUUAUUCGUUGGCCGGAGAACUUGCCUCUUGAUGCCGGUGCUCCUCUCUUAUGUGCCGGGAUUACGACUUACAGCCCCUUGAAGUACUAUGGACUCGACAAGCCCGGAUUGAAUAUUGGCGUCGUUGGUCUUGGUGGGCUCGGUCACGUAGCUGUAAAAUUUGCUAAGGCUUUCGGGAGUAAGGUGACAGUGAUAAGUACAUCUAUUAAUAAGAAGAAGGAAGCGACUGAACGUCUUGGUGCGGACUCAUUCUUAGUUAGCCGUGAUCAAGAGGCGAUGGAGGCUGCAGCUGGGACGUUGGACGGAAUCAUUGAUACCGUGUCUGUUGCUCACCCCCUUCUACCAUUGGUAAAUUUGUUAAAGCCUCAUUCACAUCUUAUCAUGGUCGGUGCCGCAGAAAAGCCACUCGAGGUGCCAAUGUUGCCUCUGAUUUUUGGUAGAAAGUCGAUAAGUGGCAGUCGAAUUGGAGGAUUAAAAGAGACUCAAGAAAUGGUCGAUUUUGCCGCAAAACACAACAUAUCUGCAGAUGUCGAGAUCAUUUCCAUGGAUUAUGUCAACCCUGCAAUGAAGCGUCUCGAGAAAUCUGAUGUUAAAUACCGUUUUGUCAUCGAUGUUGCAAAUUCAUUAAAGGUCGAGUAAAUUAUGCUUUUCAUUCUUUCUUGAAGAUUUAUACUGUUGUGAAGAGGAAGAAGACAACACCGUCGGGGGAAUUUGUGUUUCGGGACUUGAUUUUGCACCACCUCUAAAAUAAUUGGUCUUUUUUUUUUUUUGUAAAACAUUUUGUUUGUUGUGAAACCAUAUUGUGUUACAUUGGAAAUUCAGUUUUUUACAAUAAACUGUUGCUGAAGAACAACGGUGUACUUCCCUUUCAACUUCUGAAAUAUAUACAUAAACAUAGCCAACUGCCGCCCUGAAGUUUAGGUAAA